Crotalus tigris (Tiger rattlesnake) is the source of this 1601-nucleotide messenger RNA. RefSeq names its product C3a anaphylatoxin chemotactic receptor-like. Gene Ontology annotation, biological process: phospholipase C-activating G protein-coupled receptor signaling pathway; positive regulation of cytosolic calcium ion concentration; inflammatory response. Gene Ontology annotation, molecular function: G protein-coupled receptor activity; complement receptor activity. The record is from RefSeq and is a predicted model, not a curated record. The coding region runs from base 139 to 1197 and encodes 352 amino acids. Gene Ontology annotation, cellular component: plasma membrane. Lineage: Eukaryota; Metazoa; Chordata; Lepidosauria; Squamata; Viperidae. The transcript is spliced from 2 exons.
AGAGAAGACAAGCUGCAGCCAAAUAAUCCUGUAAAAGAAGCUCAGCAAAAGAGGGGCAACGUGAUUCUUGCAAUUUCAGACAGAUUUUUUUCAUCUAAUUUUUUUAGGUCGCCUUCUCUGCAACGUCCCGUUUGCAUCAUGAAUGCUAGUUCCACGGCUCUGUGGCUUCCCAAUGCAUCCUUACCAUCAUCCUUGGAAACAAGCUCCGACAUAAACAGGUUCAGAAACACUCUUAAGAUCGUCUUCUACACGGUUGUUUUCCUACUGGGUUCCUUUGGCAAUGGAGUUGUGAUCUGGAUCACUGCCCGCCAGGUCUCACGGACCGUCAGCUGCGUCUGGUUCUUCAAUCUAGCUCUGGCUGACUUUCUCUUCUCCGUGAGUCGUAUCGCACCUCUUCUUGCGAUGAAGGAAGGUUGGAUCUUUGGAAGCUUUGCGUGCAAAGUCAACGGCUUCAUCAAGUACCUCAACAUGUUCUGCAGUGAGUUUCUCUUGGCUGCAAUCAGCAUGGACCGGGCGGCUUGCAUCGCCUACCCGUUAUGGGCCAGGAAACACCGCAACAUCCGCUUGGCAUGGCUCGCAGCCAUUGGAGCUUGGCUCACGGCCAUUGUCACCAGCAUCCCUUUCUACCUUUACCGUAAGGUGGACACAAAGAACAACCAAACCAAAUGCUUGGUGAUGCUCAAGGGAGAAAAGCCAGGAGUGCAAGUGACCAUCUCCAUGUUGAGACUGAUAUGUGGGUUCUUGGCACCCUUCACCAUCAUCGUGAUCUGCUACGGCAUCAUCCUCGUGGUGCUCAGGAGACGCCAGACCUCCCUCCACUCAAAGUCCUUCAAGGUCAUAUUUGUCCUGGUGGUCACCUUCUUCCUCUGUUGGUUGCCCUAUCACAUCACCCAGCUCCUUAAAUUGGCAGGAGUGGAAAGCACGGCCUUCUCGUUUACUGCUCUUUUUGCCGCGUUCCUGGCUUACCUUAACAGUUGUGUAAAUCCGUUCCUUUACUUCUUCAUGGGCAUGGAUUUCCACACAAGGUUGACCCUCUAUAAUAUCAUCAGGGCCCUCAGGAGAAUUUUGUUGGAAGAGAACAGCUCCAUAAAUCAAAAAUCCAGCAGCAGCAAUAAAGGAUCCUUUUCGACAAAUGAGCAGGCAAAAUCCUCAGAAAUCUCUCGGGUGAACUGUGGAAAUUCAACCCCACAAACAUGAAGUAUCACACAACUGGUGAAAUUUGAAUGUGUGCGCCUCAGUUGUCAUCUGUGUCCCAGCCCCAAACCAUAAUUUUGGACGUGUUGAAGUUUUAAAUAUCUGUAGUUGGAAAAGGCUGGCAAAAAAAAGCCUUUUCCCUCAUAAUGAGCUAUGAAAUUGCUUUAAUUGUUUUGCAUUAGUUACACAGAGUGUAGGAAAUUUGUGCAUCCAUCUUAACUGCUGGUCCUAUCUCAAUGUUGAUUUCUUUCGGACUCUUAUUCAUCGGGAACCUUAUCCUGGUCUGUCUCCAAUUUUAGCCAAAUCGCAAGCCAUCAUGGAACCUUCUUAAAACAAUAGCUAAGAGAGCAUCUGUUAUCUCUUUCUCUUGCUUUGAAUAGAGCAGGGGUGUCCAACCUUAUCAACUU